AUGAACAGGACAAGAUCUUGGAGACAGGCCAUAAAACCUCUCCUGCUUUAUCUAUGGGAUGUUUACUCUGCACCGACUCUUGCGGGCAGAGACGUGCUCACUCUGCUCCCCCUCUGUUUCACACUUUCCGUCGUUACUGGCGGCCUGCUUCACCACUGGCUGUCUAACACUCUGAGAUACGACCACGAAGCGUCCGUUCAGGUGACCUGCAUUUACAGUGUCUCCAUGUUUCUGGCCUCCUUCCUGUGCCACCCCCUGCGCUGCGUGCUGACAAUGAUUCUGCCCACAGUCUGCACCGAGCAGGGACGCAAACUCCUCAUCUCAGCGUCUGUGAUGAUUCUGAUGCUGAACGUCAUCCCUAACAUCACAGUGAACGUGGGGGCGGUGGCACGCAUUCUGAAGUGCACCGCCGAGGGUUUUACGAAGACGCUGCUAAACUCAACAGAACCCUUGAACACAGUUAAGCAAGAGCUUGUCCAGGAAGUCAUCAAAGUGAAGAGAGAGGAUUUGAGCAUUGUCACCAACUUACGGACUUUAGAUCAUUUCACACGUGUUGAUGUGUCAGAGGUCAAGUGCAGGUUUAUUCAUCUAAUCGGACAGAUUGAAGGCAACUUCUCACACGCUGCGAACCUGCUGAAAGAAUAUAAACUUCUCUCAAACCGGAUUCUUGCAGCCAUUUUGGUUGCAUUACUGGUUCUUGAAUCUGCGCGCUACCUAAAAUCUUACCUGACAUCAGUUCAGUUUGAUAAUGAUUACGUCUCCAAAGAGCUCCUGCAAAAAACACCUCAUGCCGGUAAUAGAAGACAGACUAAAAAUACAAUAAAUCUCAGAAGCUGUAAAAUAAGAAGCCAGGAAUGUGCCUCUUGUUUCAUAUCCCUGGUUGUGGUGACGUUAUAUUAUAUUGCUAUAUCUUUAAUAGUAGCCUUGGAUCAUGUUGUGUAUCACAUAGUUCAGAUGAUUAUGCCGUGGGUGCUGGAUUUUCCACCUACGUCUGCCAGCAUAAGUGUCAGUUAUAAGGUUCAGUGGUUCCCCCCCGCCUUUUGUAUUAUUCCACAGUCGUGCAUUACGAGGGAGCUGACAAACUUCCGCAGGGAUUACAAGUGGAACUUCAGCCCCGAGCCGUCACUCUGUGAUGUGACAACUUCAUCUCCGAACCUGGGAGUCACACUCCUGCUGGGAUGCCUCUGGCUGAUGAGCUACUUUCUGGUGUUCCUCGAGGUUUAUGCCAGGCGGCUGCGCAGGAAAAUCUCAGCAUCAUUUUUCAGAGAGCAGGAGGAAAGGAGAGUGGCUUUCUUGAUGAAGAAAAUGGAAGGGAGGCAGAGUAAAACGGGAGAGAAAGGGACCGUUACUGUUGAGGUUAGGGGUUUGGAGUGAAAUGUUACUACAAGGGUUGGAUGGACUGUCAUGAAGUUUGGAUCACAUGAAUAAGGAUGAGCUGUAAUGAUGUCCCGUUAUUUUCAGUGUCAUCAUCGGGUUAAAAUGUAAUGAAUGCGUUUAAUAUUGUGAUUAUUAUGAUAUUCGGAUUAUCUUACCUUGUCUUUAAAUGUGAACUACUCAGUCACUGCAGAUACAGACUUUAAAUUAAAAUGCACUUAAUUAGAACAAAAAUAUAAAGACACAAAAUAUUAAGAUACCUGCAAACCCAGUGAUGUUCUCAUUCACUUUUGUUCUUUGUGUUUAAUGCUACUCAGAAAAUGUAAAUUAAGACGGUGGCCAACGUAAACAUUCUUUGUCUUCUACUGUGCUGACUUUAGCUCCUCUGUCUCAAAGUACCUCCUCCUAGUUGUUUUUUACGUUAUUAAUCAAACAUCCUGUGUAUGACUCAACACCAACGGCGCGUUUGCUUCUGCAGAUAUAAGACCACUUGCUGCUUUCCUUGUAGGUGCUAACUUGUGGUUUUUAAAUGCAAUAACACAUUUGCUGAGCUCGCUGAACCACAGGACUGCUAACGCUCUUGUUUUUCAUACAAAAGUUCACAGAUGUCUAAAUGUGUACAGUAUUUUUCUGUACAGUAUGCAGAGUGGUUGUUUCCUUUUUGUCUUGAUUACA
Messenger RNA from Mugil cephalus (flathead mullet), 2049 nucleotides. Its product is annotated as osteoclast stimulatory transmembrane protein. The transcript is spliced from 2 exons. The record is from RefSeq and is a predicted model, not a curated record. The coding region runs from base 1 to 1374 and encodes 457 amino acids. Lineage: Eukaryota; Metazoa; Chordata; Actinopteri; Mugiliformes; Mugilidae. Gene Ontology annotation, cellular component: membrane.